Molecule: messenger RNA, 459 nt
Organism: Acanthosepion pharaonis
Lineage: Eukaryota; Metazoa; Mollusca; Cephalopoda; Sepiida; Sepiidae
Source: the annotation of a GenBank genome assembly
AUGUCUUUAAAUGCAUCUGAAAACUACCUUCCACCCGUAAUAAGCCCUAUCAUCUAUUCGGAAGUUACUGACAAACGUACAGUAGCGGGUACAGCAGACACACGAACACACUACCCGGUGCGAACGCAACUGCUAAGCAUUAAAAGGGGCAGAGAAUCGUCGUUCAUUCGCUUUAUUUAUCUGACCACAUUAUUUGACCUUCUAUUCUUAUCUAUCUAUCUAUCUAUCUAUAUCUAUCUAUCUAUCUAUCUAUCUAUCUAUCUAUCUAUCUAUCUAUCUCAGUCUGUUCGUAUCUAUCUAUCUAUCUAUCUAUCUAUCUAUCUAUCUAUCUAUCUAUCUAUCUAUCUAUGUCAAAACCCUCUCGUAUCUAUCUAUCUAUCUAUCUAUCUAUCUAUCUAUCUAUCUAUCUAUCUAUCUAUCUAUCUAAAUUAUUCUGCUCAAAUCUAUCUAUCUAUCUAG